This is a messenger RNA of Stegodyphus dumicola, 942 nucleotides long. RefSeq names its product protein obstructor-E-like. Gene Ontology annotation, cellular component: extracellular region. The record is from RefSeq and is a predicted model, not a curated record. Lineage: Eukaryota; Metazoa; Arthropoda; Arachnida; Araneae; Eresidae. Gene Ontology annotation, molecular function: chitin binding.
AACCAGAAGACUCCUAUGCAGCUAGCCAGCUUACCGAGAUUUCAAACAGGUCGAACUACCAGUGUUCAGCGAUUUUAUUGCAGGUCAGUUGGAUCGUUUGGUUGGACGAUGAAUUGCAUCACCUGUGGAAUAUUUGUGCUCUUGGUUGUCUGUUUAGCGCGAGGUGCGCCUCAAGCAGAUCACAUUCCCAGAAGUCCUGCGGGAGGCUGUCCGGAGGAAGGUGUGUUCGGAUGGCCACAUGAGACAGCUUGUGACCAGUACUACAAAUGCGAAAAUGGAACGUUUUCGCAUGAACAGUGUCCCAAUGGACUGGUAUUCGAUGACAAGAGCCCUGUGUACGACUUCUGUACAUUCUACUGGAAAGUAGAUUGCGGUGAAAAGACUGUAGAACCUCCAAUCAGCAGUCCUGGAUGCCCUUACCAAUGGGGUAUUUUCCCCUCCGACAGUUGCACCCAAUAUAUUCGAUGUGCAUGGGGAGAACCUAAUAUAACUGAUUGUGAAGAAGGCCUUGCUUACCAAGACGAUUCGCAUUCUUGCAUAUGGCCCGAUGAAGUACCAGGAUGCGAUAGUGAAGCAAUUGUCGGGUUCAGGUGCCCUGAUAAGAUCACCGGCCUUUCUUCCAAAUUUUAUCCAUUCCCAAGGUAUCCUCAUCCUAAUGACUGCCAAAAACUCUUUGUCUGCGUGAACGACAAACCUCGUUUGCUCAACUGCGGUUACGGUUCAGCUUUCAACUUAGAAUCCUACACCUGUGAUGCGAUAGAAAAUGUUCCAGACUGUAAAGUGCGUUAUUAAUCAAAAAACAGGAAACUGAUGAUGCUUAAAAUUAAGCUAGAAUUGGACGAUGAAGAUUUGUACUAUUGUUCAAAUAGUGUGUUGUAAUGUUAAGUAAAUUUAUUUUUAUGUUUUAUGUUGGUUCUUAAUAAUAAAAUUAUUUUUUAUAAA